This is a messenger RNA of Insectozyma verbasci, 522 nucleotides long. The record is from the annotation of a GenBank genome assembly. NCBI's taxonomy places the organism in Eukaryota, Fungi, Ascomycota, Pichiomycetes, Serinales, Debaryomycetaceae.
AUGUCAUUAUUCAGAAGUUUACAAAAUAGUCCUGCUACGGUUUCGAUCUUUCAUAAUGCAAGGAUUCCAUUAUCAAAUAAAUUAUAUAAUAACUUGGAAAAAACGUAUGAUACUUUACCAGAAAAACCAAAAUAUGAAUUUACAAUUGAUUUAAUGAAAGAUAAAAUGCCUACUUAUGAUCAAUAUAGAUUAUUUGUUGAUAAAUGUUUAACAAAUGAACAAGCUAAAGUUACAUUACAAAAUUGUUUCCCAUUUUUAAAUGAUAGACAAACUCAUUUAUAUGACACGCACGGUAAAACUGUUACAAUUAAAGGAAUUGAUUGGUCAAAUAAGAUUUUUAGUCAAAGUGAAUAUCAAAUGAUUUAUGAUACUUUUAAUAAAUUACAAGAAGGUAAUGCUAGUAUUGAAACUACAGCUUCAGAUGUUUUUAAAGCUCCUUUAAUUGUUGAUUGGGAUCAAAAUAAAUUGGCAGGUGAUGAAAAGACAUUGGAAUUGUUAUUAAAAGUGUAUAAAGAUCAAUAA